UCUUGCUAUAAAAGAUUGAUUAGCAAACGCGAUCGUCGUACAUUGAGCUGUCGUAACAAAGAAUCGUGACAAAGAAAUCUUGUGACGCCAGUGAUCACGAAAAUCUUUAUUUUCAACGUAUCUUGUUGUGGGUAGUUUCGAGGCGUUAAAGUUUUCAAGUAAAACGUCAAGCACGUUUUAGGACAAGCCAAUAUGCCGAGGAAAGGAAAGAAGAAACAUCGUGUUCAACAAGAAGAAGAUACAUCUACCUCAGCUCCAAGUACAAGUGAACAACAGUCUCCUUCGCAGCAACAACAAAAACAACCGCAACAAAGCUCGCAGCAGCAACAAAAGCAACCGCAACAAAGCUCGCAGCAGCAAUGCUUGCCGCAGCCAGUACAACAGCAAGCAAGUCAACCACAAGCAUGGGGUCCGCGUCCGCAACAGCCUUUUCCGCAACAUCAAGCAUCUCAACCACCAGCAUGGGGGGGGAGUCUUAUGCAUGCGCAACAGCCUUUCCCGCAACAUCAAGCAUCUCAACCACAAGUAUGGGUUCCACGUCCACAGCCAUUCCCAAGGUCUUCAUCACCACAAGUACCUCAACAACAAUGGGCUCAACAACCACAACAACUUGUACAACAAGUGCAACGGCAACCUGUACAACAAGUACCACAGCAACCUGUACAACAAGUACCACAGACACCGCAACAAGGAGCAUGGCGCUCACAACAACCUGUACAACAAGUACCACAGACACCGCAACAAGGAGCAUGGCGCUCACAGCAACCUGUACAACAAGUACCACAGACAUCGCAACAAGGAGCAUGGCACCCACAACAACUUGUACAACAGAUACCGCAGCAACCUGUACCACAGACACCGCAACAAGGAGCAUGGCGCUCACAACAACUUGUACAACAGGUACCGCAGCAAUAUGUACCACAGGCACCGCAACAACCUGUACAACAGGUACCGCAGCAACAUAUACUACAGGCACCACAACAAGUAGCAAGACGCCAAGAACAACCUGUACAACAGGUACCGCAGCAAGCGCCGACUUCACGUCCGUCAACGUCGAGCCAACAGGUUUCAGGUGCUCAGCAACAAUUUGAGAGAGGCGAUGCAUCGGUAACACGUAAAGCUACAUCGCCUUCCUCUACAUCAUCUGGACAAUUGUCAAAAGUUUCUGUGCCAAAGUAUAAAUUUAAGAGUGAAAAGGAUCUCAAUAUACCGAGGAGAAAAGACCCUAAGAAAGCUGGAACUGUAGGGCAACGAAUUCGUGUUUGGACAAAUAUGUUUGAAAUCGUAUUUCACAAAAAUUUUGUUGACGAAGCGGUGCAUUAUGACGUCAAAGUUGUUGCCAUUGAUAAACUCCCUCGAGGGAAGGAGGGAAGUGAACCUAAGAAACGUGACAUCAAAAAUAAAACUUUACUUCGAGAGAUUUUUGAACGCUGUAGAAGCCUUCACUUUCCUGAAAGAUAUCCAGCAUAUGAUGGAAUGGCAAAUGCCUUUGCUGCAAGAGAUUUACCUUUCGGAGAUUCAUUCUUUAGUGAAGUUGAAAUUUUUGACAAAGACCGAGACGAAAAUAGGUCAUAUGAAGUCGCCAUAAACAAAGCAGGUAAAAUCGAUCUUUCCUGGCUAAAAUAUAUAAAGCCUGGCCUUGAUGAAGCGAUCAUAAAUCAAACUUCUAUACAAGUUUUGGAUGUUAUCUUGCGCCAUGCACCAGCGUCAAGACUCAUAAGCGUUGGGAAAUCACUUUUCCCACCAGUAGAAAACAAACGACUGGAAGCAUUAGGAAAAGGAUUAGAUCUCCAUGUUGGCGGAUUUACAUCCGCCAUAAUUGGCUGGAAACCUUAUUUAAAUGUGGACGUCAUUCAUAAAGCUUUUGCGACGAAUCAGACCAUUCUUAAGCUACUUUGCCAAUUGUGUGGACUGAGAGAAGAAUCGGAGCUAGACGAAAAAACGGUGAUGUACUAUGAACGCGAUAUUUGCAAAUUUUUGAACGGUUUAAAAGUGAAUUACGCAUUACCCGGUCAACCGAGCACCAAACGAACGUUUCGCGUGAAUGGAUUAGGUCCAAACUCUAUUAAUCAUAAGUUUGACGUGAAGGGGAAGAUGUGUUCGACACAGGAAUAUUUCGCUAGUUUGAAAAAUUACAGGAUUAACUGGCCAACAUUGCCCUGCCUUUGGGUAGGCAAGAGAGAUGGAAAGACUUAUUUGCCUUUAGAAUUAUGUCAGGUUGUACCAGGUCAGCCGAUCAACAGGAAGCUGGAGGAGGAGCAAUGUACUAAAAUGAUUAGAUUCGCAGCUACUGGUACUGAAAUACGUAAAGAAAAAAUUAUGACAGCGUUCAAUGGGAUUAAUGUGAAUCGUAGCCCUGUUACACAAUGUGAGUUCCCUGUACGUGUUAACCCCACAAUGAAAGAGGUCGAAGCUAGAAUCUUACCUCCUCCGACACUUCAGUACGACAGUCGAAUGCAGCCGAUGAAACCAAUUCGAGGAACUUGGCGUGCUACAAAAUUUAGUACACCUGCGAGAUUGGAUGACGCUACAUGGACUAUUGUCAAUAUCUGUCCGCAACCUGUGGAUAAUAAAUUACCCGACUUUGUGAAGGAGUUAACAGAUCAAGCGUCUAAGUUUGGUAUGGUAAUUGGAAAACCGAAACUUCCAUAUCUGAAAAUAAGAGGACAACCACGUGAAAUUGAACAACUUUUUACGCGGGAGAAAGACAUGAAAUUAAUAAUUGUUAUCUUACCAAAUCAUACGGAUUCAGUGUAUGGCAAAGUGAAACAGAUCAGCGAAUUGAGAGUAGGUGUACUGACUCAAUGUAUAAAAGUGAAGAAUAUAAUACGACCCAAUUUGUCGACAAUACAGAAUAUUCUCUUAAAAAUAAACUCAAAAUUAAAUGGCAUUAAUCAUACGUUUGCUCCAAUGGGAAUGCCAGAGUGUCUGCGCAAUACACAUUAUAUGCUCAUCGGUGCUGAUGUUAGCCAUCCAUCUCCCGAUGCGAAAAAUAUACCUUCCGUAGCUGCGGUCGCGGCAAGUCACGAUGAGACUACAUUCAAAUAUAACGUCACGAUUAGACUGCAACAAGCGAAGCAGGAAGAGAUAGCAGAUUUGAAAGAAAUAAUGUUGAAGCAUAUUGUGUUUUACGUUAAAGAAAUGAGAAAAAUACCAAAAAAAAUUAUCUUUUAUCGAGAUGGGGUUAGCGAGGGCCAAAUCGCAAUGGUUUUGGAUAAAGAGAUAAGAUGCAUCAAAGAAGCAUGUAGGGAAUACGCACGCGUGAAACCCGAAUUUAAGCCUGAGCUUACAUUCGUAAUUGUUCAGAAAAGACAUCACAUACGCCUUUUCCCUACGCGCAAAGAAGAUUCAGAUGACAAGAACUACAAUGUGAAGGCCGGCACGAUAGUCGAUACGGAAAUUACCCAUCCAAAUCACAUCGAUUUUUAUCUUGUGUCACAUGCGAGUAUUCAGGGCACAGCAAGGCCUACGAAGUACAGAUGCAUCUGCAACGAAAGUAAUUUUAGUGAAGAUCAACUCGAAGAAUUGACGUAUCAUCUCUGUCAUAUGUAUGCACGUUGCACAAGAUCAGUGAGCUAUCCCGCUCCAACAUAUUAUGCUCAUUUAGCUGCGUAUCGUGGGAGAAUGUGGAUACAAGGAGAUAGUUAUACGGACUCGGACUUCCAGGAUAAAAAUAAGUGCAAGCUGGAACCAAAGCUUAUCUGUCCGAUGUCGUUUAUUUAAAUAUAAUUGCAUUACAUCGCACUAACUUGAAGUUGUCGUAAUAUUAAAAAUACGAAAAAGUUUAGAAAGUAUAUGUUUUUUCAUAGAUUAAAAUAUAUAUGAUUUUCUUUUUUUUUGUAUUACUUUUAAAGUAUAUAGCUUUUCUUUUUUUGGUUAAAAUAUAUGAUUUUCUUUUUUUGUUGUAUUACUUUUAAAAUAUAUAGCGGCCACAUGCAUACAUGUGCUUAUAUUCAAUUCUAUAAUUCCAUGGCAUAUACAAUUUCAUAUAUAUUUACAGCAUAAAGUACAUACAUACAUACAUACAUACAUACAUACAUACAUACAUACAUACAUACAUACAUAUGUGUGUGUGUGCGUGUGUAUUAGAAUUAUUAAGACGGUGAACGGGGCAGUGACUUUGAGCAUUUACAAGUCCUAAGUAUAACUUGCUCGUUAUAAGAUACUUUAUGAAGGUAUAAAUAAUAAUCCUAAUAAACAGGUAUAUUUUACAUAGAGCUGAUAAUUUUUAUUUCUCAUGAUAAUUUUAUAUAUUUAAAGCUCACAUUGUAUGUACUUUGUAUCUCCGAAGAUUAUUAUGAGUAAAAAUUAAUAUGAGUUUUCAUUUUUGGGUUUUCAUUAUAUUAUUAUGUAACUUCGAUAUUUGGGCGACAAUUGCUGUGCAUAUUUCAUAAGUAAUAUUAACGUUUGAAUCGUCCCUCAUUGUUAUAUCAGGAACUAGUGUUUCCUUUCGGAUGCUUUACCAUUCGAAUUUCGAAGCUUCGGUGUGUUCCUUAUUUGAAUUUUGAAAAUUUCGAAGUCACAGUCGGAGUUAUAUAAGAUUUCAAACUAUGUCUGGUAUAUACAUUUAUUUACUAAAGUUCAUUUGCAUUAUUUCUCAAUAUUCCCUGAGUAAAAUAUAUACGGGCGUUAGUCCACAGCAUUCCCGGGAUUAUACUCUUCGAAGCUUCGAAACCUUGAAGAUCAUGGACUUCGAAAACGAACGUUCGAAGCUUCGCCUUACCAAAAUUCGAAAAUUCGAAUUUCUUUCCAAACUUCGAAGCUUCAAGGUUAAACAAAGAUUAAUAGCCUUACUUCGUACUAUUGACAGACCAAUGUUUAUCUUGUAUGUCAUUGCUUGGAAUUAUACUUUCGACAUGA
Dinoponera quadriceps is the source of this 4860-nucleotide messenger RNA. RefSeq names its product protein argonaute-2-like (gene AGO2). The record is from RefSeq and is a predicted model, not a curated record. Bases 193 to 3723 code for a protein of 1176 amino acids. NCBI's taxonomy places the organism in Eukaryota, Metazoa, Arthropoda, Insecta, Hymenoptera, Formicidae. Gene Ontology annotation, molecular function: protein binding; RNA binding. The transcript is spliced from 17 exons.